Oryzias melastigma (Indian medaka) is the source of this 8090-nucleotide messenger RNA. RefSeq names its product myosin heavy chain, fast skeletal muscle. The record is from RefSeq and is a predicted model, not a curated record. Bases 2174 to 7990 code for a protein of 1938 amino acids. Gene Ontology annotation, cellular component: myosin complex. Gene Ontology annotation, molecular function: actin filament binding; cytoskeletal motor activity; ATP binding. NCBI's taxonomy places the organism in Eukaryota, Metazoa, Chordata, Actinopteri, Beloniformes, Adrianichthyidae. The transcript has 41 exons.
UUGUUCCUGUUUAGAAGUCACGGAAGCCCACCCAUCUUCAUUGUUGAUGGAGUGCACCCUGGACAGGUUCCUGGUUCAUUGUGGAACCACAGAAAGACAAACACCACUCACCCUUACAUCUAUACCUACAGAACAAUUUGGAGUCACGAAUCAACACAAGGAGCAUGUUUUUGAACUGUGGAAAAUUCCAUAUACAUUUCACACAGAAAGACCUAGAUGGGACCCAGAACCAGAGCCCUGUUGAACCAGAGAACCAGAGCCCUAAUUCUCAGUUGGUUGCAGAUGGUUUUGUAGGUGGAACCCAUCAGAUGAAGCAUUUAAAAAUACUACUUCUGUAAUGAGUUUAUUUUGGGGGAACAAAAUCCUUUCCCAUUCUCAUGCUUGUUUUAAAAUCAGGAAUUCUUCUUUCCCACGCCUGCAAGCCCAGAAACAAAAAACUGUUGCCUUGUUAUUGGCCAAUCAGAUAUUUGCGUCAAUGCACAGCUGAACAGGUGGUUAAUGUUGUGGCUGCUGAAUGAAGGCCAUCUGGGUCUUCACAUACAAAUUUAGCCCAAAGCUUUAGGCUUAAAUGUUAAUCUGCACGAUUGACAUACAUGAGCUGUCAUUAUUAUUAAUUGUUUAUGUAACUAAAAAUAGUAAGCAUGUAAAACAAACCAUGACAUUUGCAAUGGUUUUGAUGAUUUAUCAUGUCUGAAUAAAAAAGUAAAAGCAUAAACCUUAUGAAUAGGAAACCUUUGGCUAUUUUCAAAUAAUGCAAUUUUAUGUGAGAAAAAAAUGUAUGAAAAAUAAAUAGGUAGAAAUAAUUUAAUCACAAUGCAACUUUUCUGUAAUUGUGACCCUUGAAAUCGGCAAUGCAGCAACCAGAAAAAGUAACUUUUUCAAAGUAUAAUGUAACUCAUAAAUGUUUUUUGUAAAUAAUUUUGAAUAUCCCUGAGAGGCAUCUAGAAAACUGUCAACAUUUGUAUCUCUUUAAUCAAAAGUAAUUUUCUUUUUUAUGUUUCUGUAAACAAUGUAUAAAAGAGAUAGCAGCUUUUAAGGGCUCAAAGUUUCCAUAAUGGUUGCAUCUGUAGAAUCAAAUGUAGUAUGUGAAGAAAGAGGUUUGAUAUCUGAGUGUGUCUUAUUAUAGGCCUUAUCUCAGACUGGUUGGCAAAUGGUCUUGUCCUUUUAAGGUGAGGUGAUCUUUGUGGAAAGGGCCUUACAUUCAGUUUUAUUAGAGCAACACGAGAUGUGCCAGUGCCCUGCAACCAUAUACCAGCGGCACUUGGGUGCUUCUCCAAAAUGAACUUCCAUUCUUAGCUGAGAGGCAGUGUGGUUACUUGGUAUGGGGAGGCAACUUUUUUUAUUCUAAAAUGAUCAAAUCUUAGUUUGAAUCUUAAAUAAUACAUUUGUAGGAGCAAAGGAUCUGGAUAAAAUUGUUUUGCACAACAUCUAUUUUAGGACAUACCUAAAACAUUACUAUUAUGCUUCUGUUUCAUGAGAAGCCCAAUGCUUUUAAACAUGUUGCAUGAGAUUAUUAAUACUGUAAAGAAUAACUUGCACUUAAAAAAAGCAGGGGGUUUAAAGUAAAAAAAAAAGAAUGCUUAAAAAAGUGGCAAUAAUUGUUUUAGUGCAAAGAGCUCAAAUCCGACCAAGCUUUGACACUUAAUACAGAUGACAUUUAAAUGUUUUUUAUUAAGGGUGAAGAAUUUAUGAACCCAAAAACGGAGGUCAAAGGACAUUUCCUUUAAUAGAUUAUUACAAUUUUUAUUGUGAAUCCUGAUUUUUAUGUCUCCAUAAGAUAUUUUACUCAGAAAAGGUCACAUAUGUACCCCACAAAAUAUUUCGGAGCAAUAAUUUUCAAUGUGAAAUUAGAAUUCAUUUAUUUUUUGUUAUCUUUUUUCCUUUUUAUUUUGACAUUGCUUAGUAGAAUAAGCAUCAUCUGGGAGAUAAUAAAUUUUAUAUCAAUAAAUAGCCUACUUGACAUGAAAUGUCACACGAUUGCUCUUAAGAUGACAAGGAUGCUUGACCAAAACGAGGGGCUGCCUACUGCUGACAAGGCAGUUAUAGCCUUUAUAAAAGCUGCAGCCUCAGACUCGACUGAGAACUGAGAGGCAUCCAUCAGAGCAUCUUUAGACAUCAACAUUUGUCUGGGUCACUCAGUUGGAGUAAUCAAAGGACCAUCUAAAGUGCAAAAAUGAGCACUGACGCAGAGAUGGAGGCCUAUGGGCCUGCGGCCAUCUACCUCCGCAAGCCAGAGAAGGAGAGGAUUGAGGCUCAGACGGCUCCCUUUGAUGCCAAAACAGCCUACUUUGUGGCAGAACCAGAGGAGAUGUACCUGAAGGGAAAACUUAUCAAAAGAGAGGGUGGCAAAGCCACUGUUGAGACAGUAACAGGAAAGACUUUAACUGUGAAAGAAGAUGACAUCCAUCCCAUGAACCCUCCCAAGUUUGAUAAAAUUGAGGACAUGGCCAUGAUGACCCACCUCAAUGAACCUGCUGUGCUGUACAACCUCAAAGAGCGUUUUGCAUCAUGGAUGAUCUAUACUUACUCUGGCCUGUUCUGCGUCGUUGUGAACCCCUACAAGUGGCUUCCAGUGUACGAUGCUCAGGUUGUUGGAGCGUACAGAGGGAAGAAGAGGAUUGAGGCUCCCCCUCAUAUCUUUUCCAUCUCUGAUAAUGCCUAUCAGUUCAUGCUCACUGACCGUGAGAACCAGUCUAUUCUGAUCACUGGAGAAUCUGGUGCUGGAAAGACUGUAAACACCAAGCGUGUCAUCCAGUACUUUGCAACAAUUGCAAUGACUUCAUCUAAAAAGGCAGAGGCAACGCCUGGCAAAAUGCAGGGUUCUCUGGAAGAUCAAAUCAUUGCAGCCAACCCUCUGCUGGAGGCCUAUGGUAAUGCCAAGACUGUGAGGAAUGACAACUCUUCCCGCUUUGGUAAAUUUAUCAGAAUUCACUUUGGAACUUCUGGGAAACUUGCUUCAGCAGAUAUUGAAACAUAUCUGCUGGAGAAGUCUCGUGUCACCUUCCAGUUGUCUGCUGAGAGGAGCUACCAUAUCUUCUACCAGCUGAUGACGGGCCACAAACCUGAGCUCCUGGAGGCUCUUUUGAUCACCACCAACCCGUAUGACUAUCACAUGAUCAGCCAGGGUGAAGUUACUGUCAAGAGCAUCAAUGAUGUGGAGGAGUUCAUUGCAACUGAUACUGCCAUUGACAUUUUGGGAUUCACUGCUGAGGAAAAAAUGGGCAUCUACAAGCUGACUGGUGCUGUGAUGCAUCAUGGUAACAUGAAGUUUAAGCAGAAGCAGCGAGAGGAGCAGGCUGAACCUGACGGCACUGAGGUGGCUGAUAAAAUUGCCUACCUGAUGGGCCUGAACUCAGCUGACAUGCUGAAAGCUCUGUGCUACCCAAGAGUUAAAGUCGGAAAUGAGAUGGUCACCAAAGGUCAGACCGUCCCACAGGUCAACAAUGCUGUCAGUGCUCUGUGCAAGUCUGUCUACGAGAAAAUGUUCUUGUGGAUGGUCAUCCGCAUCAAUGAGAUGUUGGACACAAAGCAGCCAAGACAGUUCUUCAUUGGAGUGCUGGACAUUGCUGGAUUUGAGAUCUUUGAUUUCAACAGCUUGGAGCAGCUCUGCAUCAACUUCACCAAUGAGAAGCUGCAACAGUUUUUCAACCACCACAUGUUUGUUCUGGAGCAAGAGGAGUACAAGAAAGAAGGCAUUGAGUGGGAGUUCAUUGACUUUGGCAUGGACUUGGCUGCCUGCAUUGAGCUUAUUGAGAAGCCAAUGGGCAUCUUCUCCAUCCUUGAAGAGGAGUGCAUGUUCCCCAAGGCUUCUGAUACAACUUUCAAGAACAAGCUGCAUGAUCAGCAUCUUGGCAAGAGCAAAAGUUUUGAGAAACCUAAACCCGGAAAGGGAAAAGCUGAAGCUCACUUCUCACUGGUCCACUAUGCUGGAACAGUAGAUUACAACAUCAGUGGCUGGCUGGACAAGAACAAGGACCCACUGAACGACUCAGUGGUGCAGCUCUACCAGAAGUCUGCAAACAAACUACUGGCCCUUCUCUAUGCUUCUCACGCUGCAGCUGAUGAUGCUGCUGGUGGUGGUGGCAAGAAGGGUGGUAAGAAGAAGGGUGGCUCCUUCCAAACCGUGUCCGCUCUUUUCAGGGAGAACUUGGGCAAAUUGAUGACCAACUUGAGGAGCACUCAUCCCCACUUUGUGCGUUGCCUGAUUCCAAAUGAAUCAAAGACUCCAGGGCUUAUGGAGAACUUCUUGGUUAUCCACCAGCUGAGGUGUAACGGUGUGUUGGAGGGAAUCAGAAUCUGCAGGAAAGGUUUCCCCAGCAGAAUCCUCUAUGGUGACUUCAAGCAGAGAUACAAAGUAUUGAAUGCCAGUGUCAUCCCUGAGGGACAGUUCAUUGACAACAAGAAAGCUUCAGAGAAGCUGCUUGGGUCUAUUGAUGUUGACCACACUCAGUACAAGUUUGGACACACUAAGGUGUUCUUCAAAGCUGGUCUGCUGGGUACACUUGAGGAGAUGAGAGAUGAGAAACUAGCAGAACUGGUGACCAUGACUCAGGCUCUCUGCAGAGGAUAUGUUAUGAGGAAGGAGUUUGUUAAGAUGAUGGAGAGGAGAGAAUCUAUCUUCGCCAUUCAGUACAACAUCCGCUCCUUCAUGAAUGUGAAGAACUGGCCAUGGCUCAAGCUUUACUUCAAGAUCAAGCCUCUGCUGAAGAGCGCUGAGACUGAGAAGGAGCUGCAGGAGAUGAAAGGAAACUAUGAAAAGAUGCAAACAGACCUGGCUGCUGCUUUGGCCAAGAAGAAGGAACUGGAGGAGAAAAUGGUUUCUCUGCUGCAGGAGAAGAACGACCUCCAGCUUCAAGUGGCUGCUGAAACUGAGAAUCUCGGGGAUGCUGAGGAAAGGUGUGAGGGACUCAUUAAGAGCAAAAUCCAGCUUGAGGCCAAACUCAAAGAGACGACCGAGAGACUGGAGGAUGAAGAGGAAAUCAAUGCUGAGCUGACUGCCAAGAAGAGGAAGCUGGAGGAUGAAUGCUCUGAGCUGAAGAAGGACAUUGAUGACUUGGAGCUCACCCUGGCUAAAGUGGAGAAGGAGAAACAUGCCACUGAGAACAAGGUGAAAAACCUGACAGAGGAAAUGGCUUCUCAAGAUGAGUCCAUUGCCAAGCUGACCAAGGAGAAGAAAGCCCUCCAAGAGGCCCAUCAACAAACACUGGAUGAUCUCCAGGCAGAGGAAGACAAAGUCAACACUCUGACCAAAGCCAAGACAAAGCUGGAACAGCAAGUGGAUGAUCUUGAAGGUUCAUUGGAGCAAGAGAAGAAGCUCCGCAUGGAUCUUGAGAGAGCCAAGAGGAAGCUGGAAGGAGAUCUGAAACUAGCCCAGGAAUCCAUAAUGGAUCUGGAAAAUGACAAGCAGCAGUCUGAUGAAAAGAUCAAGAAGAAGGACUUUGAAAUCAGUCAGCUUCUAAGCAAGAUUGAGGAUGAACAAUCCCUUGGUUCUCAGCUGCAGAAAAAGAUCAAGGAACUCCAGGCUCGUAUUGAGGAGCUGGAAGAGGAGAUUGAGGCUGAGAGAGCUGCUCGGGCCAAAGUAGAGAAGCAGAGAGCUGAUCUCUCCAGGGAGCUUGAGGAGAUCAGUGAGAGGCUUGAAGAAGCUGGAGGUGCAACAGCUGCUCAGAUUGAGAUGAACAAGAAGCGUGAAGCUGAGUUCCAGAAGCUGAGGAGGGAUCUUGAGGAGUCCACACUGCAGCAUGAAGCUACUGCAGCAGCUCUCCGCAAGAAGCAGGCCGACAGCGUUGCAGAGCUGGGAGAGCAGAUCGACAACCUGCAGCGCGUCAAGCAGAAGCUGGAGAAGGAGAAGAGCGAGUACAAGAUGGAGAUUGAUGAUCUCAGCAGCAACAUGGAGGCUGUUGCCAAGUCAAAGGGCAACUUGGAGAAAAUGUGCAGAACUCUUGAGGACCAGCUGAGUGAGCUCAAAGCCAAAAAUGAUGAGAACAUUCGCCAACUGAAUGACCUGAAUGCACAGAGGGCAAGGCUGCAGACAGAAAAUGGUGAAUUUUCUCGUCAGCUUGAGGAGAAAGAAGCUCUUGUAUCUCAGUUGACCAGAGGCAAACAGGCCUUCACUCAGCAGAUUGAGGAACUGAAGAGACAUGUGGAGGAGGAAGUGAAGGCCAAGAACGCUCUGGCCCAUGCUGUCCAGUCUGCCCGCCAUGACUGCGAUCUGCUCAGAGAGCAGUUUGAGGAGGAGCAGGAGGCCAAAGCUGAGCUGCAGAGAGGAAUGUCCAAGGCCAACAGUGAGGUGGCUCAGUGGAGAACCAAAUAUGAGACUGAUGCUAUCCAGCGCACUGAGGAACUGGAGGAGGCCAAGAAAAAGCUUGCCCAGCGCCUCCAGGAUGCUGAGGAGUCCAUUGAGGCUGUGAACUCCAAGUGUGCCUCUUUGGAGAAGACCAAGCAGAGGCUGCAGGGUGAAGUGGAGGACCUCAUGAUUGAUGUGGAGAGAGCUAAUUCUCUUGCUGCAAACCUGGACAAGAAACAGAGAAACUUUGAUAAGGUCCUGGCAGAAUGGAAGCAGAAGUAUGAGGAGAGCCAGGCAGAGCUUGAAGGAGCUUUAAAGGAGGCCCGCUCUCUCAGCACAGAACUGUUCAAGAUGAAGAACUCCUACGAGGAGUCCCUGGAUCAGCUGGAGACCAUGAAGAGGGAGAACAAGAACCUGCAGCAGGAAAUCUCAGACCUGACUGAACAGAUUGGAGAGACUGGAAAGACAAUCCAUGAGCUGGAGAAAGCCAAAAAAUCUGUGGAGACAGAAAAGACCGAAAUUCAAACAGCUUUGGAGGAAGCUGAGGGCACUCUGGAGCACGAGGAGGCCAAGAUUCUCAGAGUUCAGCUUGAGCUCAACCAGGUCAAAGGUGAGAUUGACAGGAAGCUGGCAGAGAAGGACGAGGAGAUAGAACAGAUCAAGAGGAACAGCCAGAGGGUGAUUGAAUCCAUGCAGAGCACUCUUGAUGCUGAGGUCAGGAGCAGAAAUGAUGCCCUGAGAGUCAAGAAGAAGAUGGAGGGAGACCUGAAUGAGAUGGAGAUUCAGCUCAGCCACGCCAACAGGCAGGCUGCUGAGGCCCAGAAACAACUCAGGAAUGUUCAGGGACAACUCAAGGAUGCCCAACUGCACCUUGACGAUGCUCUGAGAGCACAAGAUGACAUGAAGGAGCAGGUUGCCAUGGUGGAGCGCAGGAAUGGUCUGAUGUUAGCUGAGAUUGAGGAGCUGAGAGCCGCUCUGGAGCAGACAGAGAGAGGACGCAAAGUGGCUGAACAGGAGCUGGUUGAUGCCAGUGAACGUGUCGGACUGCUUCACUCCCAGAACACCAGUCUUCUGAACACCAAGAAGAAGUUGGAGGCUGACUUUGUCCAGGUUCAGGGUGAAGUGGAUGAUGCCAUUCAAGAAGCAAGAAAUGCAGAAGAGAAAGCCAAGAAGGCCAUUACUGAUGCUGCCAUGAUGGCUGAAGAGCUAAAGAAAGAACAGGACACCAGCGCUCAUCUGGAGAGGAUGAAGAAGAACCUGGAGGUCACUGUGAAGGACCUGCAGCACCGUCUGGAUGAAGCUGAGAACCUGGCUAUGAAGGGUGGAAAGAAGCAGCUCCAGAAACUGGAGUCCAGGGUACGUGAGCUGGAGAGUGAAGUUGAAGCUGAGCAGAGACGUGGAGCUGAUGCGGUCAAAGGAGUUCGCAAAUAUGAGAGGAGAGUGAAGGAGCUCACUUAUCAGACCGAGGAGGACAAGAAGAAUGUGACCAGGCUUCAGGAUCUGGUUGACAAGCUGCAGCUCAAAGUCAAGGCUUACAAAAGACAGGCAGAAGAAGCUGAGGAGCAGGCCAACACCCACAUGUCCAGGCUCAGAAAGGUCCAGCAUGAACUGGAAGAAGCUCAGGAGCGUGCUGACAUUGCUGAGUCCCAGGUCAACAAGCUGAGAGCCAAGAGCCGUGAAGCUGGACGGUCGGAUGCUGCAGAAUAAGAAGAAUCAUGCAGUUGAGCCUCAAAAAUGAAGUUUAUAAAAUAUGAACUCGUGUUUUUGGGGUCUUAAACAUCUCAAUAAAGCUCUGCAACAUAAUGGC